AUGUUGUUAUUCGGGAGUAGUUUGGGCAUAACUAGCCUUGGUGAAGGCAGUAAAAAUAGCAAUACAAGCAAAAUUGGCCGAUAUGGUGUUGGAUUUAAUACAGUUUAUCGUUUAACGGAUGUUCCCACAUUUAUUUCAUCAGAUAAAUUUGUUAUAUUUGAUCCUUUACUUAAACACAUGCCAUCAGUUACAAAACGUAAUCCAGGUCGUCAAUGUAAAGUAAAACUUCUCGAAAAGUUUUUGGAUGUAUUGCACACAUUUUUGCCAUCCAGUUUUGAUUUAAGAAAUGGCACUAUAUUUCGCAUACCAUUACGAGUUAGCCAGUCUGAAAUAUCCGACAAGGUCUAUAGACGUUCACGCAUGAUCAAACUUCUCUAUUGUCUGGUUGAUGAACUUCCAACAUAUUGUGUUGAUAUUUCAUCGACAAGAUCUGGUACAAAGUCGUACUUAAUUGCUGACGGUGUUGGUUUUACAUCAAUGCAUGUACAUGGUUACUUUUAUCUAAGUAAUGAAAGUCGAUACAAUUUGUGGAAAACUGAUAAUGUAAACGAUGUCAGACGACUGUGGAAUGAAGCUCUAGCAGAGCAUUUAUUAAGUCAAGGCUAUGUGCAAAUUGUUUGUCGUGCAGCUGAACAAGUUCAAAAACACUCAUUGUCGAUUGAACGAUACUUGACAUUGUUCGUAGAUGGAACAAACAAAGAGAAUCUUAUUCAGCUAUUAAUCAAAAAUGCAUAUGAAACAUUCUUCAAUCAAGAUUUAUUUAUUAUCCCAACGCUUAGUCUCCACGUAUUUCCACGUAUUGAAUCUACACGUAUUUUCGUGUGGACUUAUGCAUCGGAUUCUAAACUACGUUUUAUAAGAAAGUUCAACUUAUUUGUUUCCAAGUCAAAAGAAUGUAGAGAUGAAUGUAUUACUGAAUGUCUUAAUUCGUUAUUGUUGAUUGGUUUGAAAAUUUGUGAUCGACCGAAACUGUUGGAUUUAUUAAAAAAUGACAAAAAUAUCAUGUAUGAUCUCAACGCUGUCAAACUAUGCGAUGAAUUGCGUGCAUAUCGCAGCUUGCACCAGAAAGAAAUAUUACCAAUUGAACGUACAGCAGUUUUGAUGAAAAAAAACGUAUAUACGGCUUGCAUAAUGUGA
Molecule: messenger RNA, 1137 nt
Organism: Didymodactylos carnosus
Lineage: Eukaryota; Metazoa; Rotifera; Eurotatoria; Philodinida; Philodinidae
Source: the annotation of a GenBank genome assembly